AUGUGUGCGAGACAUCUGAUGGCCAUCUGGACGGGCCAGUUCUCAUGCGCACGGCAUUCCAACUAUGAACCACCGCCUUUGCCACCUCUACAAUUCGAACUAAAUAUUGGUGACUUUCUCUCCGAAUUCGACGCCAUUUCAUUGGUUGAGCAUCUCGACGCGGUUAUCUCGAAAUUCAAGGAUGCAACGAAAUCGUCGUUGCGGCGGCUUCACUAUGUCACCACUGUCGCUUUGCCUGAGGCAAUCAUCUUUGCAAUCACACAGAUUCGUUAUUGCUCUGGAAGAGAAGCAAACGAAAUUUUCAAAAAUGCGGUCCAAAAAACCGAGGAAAAAUCGCCUAGUGAAGUCGGCGAAGAAAUCAGUGCAACGUAA
Messenger RNA from Gongylonema pulchrum, 372 nucleotides. NCBI's taxonomy places the organism in Eukaryota, Metazoa, Nematoda, Chromadorea, Rhabditida, Gongylonematidae. The record is from the annotation of a GenBank genome assembly.